Daphnia pulicaria is the source of this 2129-nucleotide messenger RNA. RefSeq names its product replication protein A 70 kDa DNA-binding subunit-like (gene RpA-70). The transcript has 14 exons. The record is from RefSeq and is a predicted model, not a curated record. Gene Ontology annotation, molecular function: damaged DNA binding; single-stranded telomeric DNA binding. Gene Ontology annotation, cellular component: nucleus; DNA replication factor A complex. Gene Ontology annotation, biological process: meiotic cell cycle; DNA replication; double-strand break repair via homologous recombination. The coding region runs from base 119 to 1954 and encodes 611 amino acids. Lineage: Eukaryota; Metazoa; Arthropoda; Branchiopoda; Diplostraca; Daphniidae.
UUGUAUCAUUGUUGUUUUCCCGCCAUCGUACUUCGUCGUCUUGUCCGUAAAAACUGGUAAAACCUCUAGCACGUUGACUGAACGAAAUAAUCCCCGUUAAAAAAGGUUCCGUUGAAAAAUGAACAGAAGAAAUCACCCAGCACUAACCAGCGGCGCAAUUCCUUCCAUCAUUGGGAAUGGCCUGCACAAUGAAACUCCAAUUCUACAAGUUUUGGGUUACAAAAAUCUUCAGGGAGAUAAUAAUGACCGUUACAGAAUUCUCAUCUCUGAUGGAAAGUAUUCCUAUGCAUAUGGAAUGUUGGCAACACAACUAAAUCAUCUGAUUGUGGAUGGUCAGCUUGAGAACUUUACCAUCAUCAGAGUAAAAAAGUUUGUUGUUAACAAAGUUGCUACAAAGGCAACUGCAGGCAAGGACCAAAAGAAAAUUAUCAUUCUUUUGGAUGUUGAGCCGAUUGUGCCUGGAAGCGAAGUUGGAGAAAAAAUAGGAAACCCUCAGACUCUUAAUGAUGUUGGAGAAGUUACUGAAGAGGCAGCAGCAAAGCCUGCACCUUUAGGAAAUGUAAACAAUUACAAUAUGGGAUCAAAGUCUGCACCACCUAACAACACUGGUGGAUAUGGACAGCCAACAGAGAAGUCUGACAUUAUUACCCAUCCCAUUGUAAGCCUUACACCCUACCAAAACAAGUGGACCGUAAAAGUGAGAAUUAUUAAUAAGUCCGAUAUCCGUACGUGGAGCAAUUCUCGAGGUGAAGGAAAGCUUUUCUCGAUUGACAUGAUGGAUGAGACUGGUGAAAUCCGUGCCACUGCAUUCAAUGCCGAGUGUGACAAGUUUUACCACAUGAUUGAGAUCGGCAAGAUCUUUUACAUUUCACAAGCACAACUGAAGGCAGCAAACAAACAGUACAGCAGUAUGAGGAACGAUUAUGAAAUGUCUUUCAACCAAAAUACUACAGUAAUUCCUUGCCACGAUGAUACAUCAGAUAUCCCAUCAAUCACCUUCAACUUUGUUCCCAUUGAUCAGCUACCUAGCCUGGACAAGGACAGUGUUAUUGAUGUCAUUGGUGUGGUUAAGUCAGCAAAUGACGUCCGCGUUAUCGUUUCCAAAACGACAAAUAAAGAAUUGAGGAUGCGAGAAGUUCAGAUGGUGGACAGUACCAACACAGUGGUUAAUUUGACUUUAUGGGGAAAAAUGGGGGAGGAAUUUGACGCCAGCUCCCAGCCUGUUGUAGCAUUAAAAGGAGUCAAACUUUCUGAUUUUGGAGGUCGUUCUCUAGGAACAGUCUCGUCUACCGUCGUGCAGAUUAAUCCUGACAUGAAUGAAGCUCACAAACUAAGAGGGUGGUACGAUAACGGUGGCUCAUCAUCGGUCGUUUCUAGCAUUUCGGCGAGUCGUGGCACUGGCAGUGGUGGUAGUGGUGGGUCGUAUAAGACUUUCGCUGAAGCAAAAUUCGAAAACCUGGGAAGUAAAGAUAAACCAGAAUACUACAGUGUAAAGGCUAUGGUUGCUAUGAUCAACAAAGAAAGAGCGUUGUACAUGGCUUGUCCCAGUGAUGAAUGCAACAAAAAGGUCAUCGAUCAAAACAAUGGCCUCUAUCGAUGUGAGAAAUGCCAGCGCGAAUUCCAGGAAUUCAAAUGGCGCAUGAUGCUUUCGGUCAAUAUCGCGGAUGCCACGGACCAGCAAUGGGUAACCUGCUUCCAAGAAACCGCUGAAACUCUUCUUGGGAAAUCCGCAGACGAGGUCGGUAGAUUGAAGGAUUCGGAUAAUAACGAGUUUCAGAAAAUUUUCGAAGAAGCUACUUUUAAGUGGUAUAUCUUCCGCCUGAGAGUGAAAAUGGAGACGUACAAUGAUGAAAGCCGCCUCAAAACAAAUGUCUAUGAAGUGAAGGAAAUCAACUAUAAAGAGCACAACGAGCGAUUGAUCCGAGAAAUGAAAGAAAUGGCUGCAUCAGAAUGAAUGAAUUUUCCCUUGCUCCUUAUCUAUUAAACUUAUAAAAACCUUCAUUUUCGGAUUAUACAGGAACAAUUCUCUAAUUCCUGUUCUUGUGAAUCAAAUCGAGAUCCCGGAAAAACCGUGUGUGUAAUAAAAAGCAACGCAAUAAAAUGAAUUGCGAAAUAAACUUGGAUAUUAC